CUUUUCUGUCUUUUUUCUUCUAAAAUUUUCUCUCUCUGCUGGACCCAAUUUUCCAUCAGAAUCCAGAAUUUUGUUCCCUCCAAAUUUCUAGGGCAAAGUAUCCGAUCAAAACAAAGCUCUCACAACACACACUCAUACUGCAAUCAACUGAAUAUCAAAGUUUAUUUGAUGAAUUAGGGUGAAAUUGUUGUGGAAUAGAUAUGUUCUUUACCGGUGAUUCGUCGACUCGGAAGAGAGUCGAUUUAGGAGGCCGUAGUUCCAAGGAAAGGGACAGACAGAAGCUUCUGGAGCAGACGAGGUUAGAGAGGAAUCGGCGAUUGUGGCAGCGCCAACAGAACUCGGCUGCUAUCACAAUUCAGAAAUGCUUCAGAGGAAGAAAAGAGGUGGAAGCUGAACGUUCUAGAGUGCGAGAGCAAUUUUUUCUGACUUACGGGGAGCACUGCGAAAAUGUUGAUAGGCAUUGCUUUGCACCGGGUUCGGAUUUUCUCCGCCAGUUACUUUUCUUCUUUAGUCCACAAAAUGUUGCCGAUUUUUCUGCCCUUGUGGAGGCAUGCCGAUUGCUUCAACAUUUCGUUCGAGAUAGUGGUGUGUUUAACUAG
Molecule: messenger RNA, 599 nt
Organism: Ilex paraguariensis (yerba mate)
Lineage: Eukaryota; Viridiplantae; Streptophyta; Magnoliopsida; Aquifoliales; Aquifoliaceae
Source: the annotation of a GenBank genome assembly